AAAGAGGCAUUAAAUUAAAGAGGGUGUGAUAAAAGGUUCACAGGCAUGCUUAUUAGAUCAUUAUGUUAAAUUUAUGUAGGUUUUUACUCAGUAAAACCAAUGUAGGUUUUUGGACUUGCAUGCAGAUAGUAAAGGCAGGGCUUUUGGACUCAAGAUGAAGGUCAGUGCAUGGCUACUCAUUGCGUCAUGGCUCUACGCUUGGGCUGAGUACUCUCAGUGGUGCAAAUGUCAGGAUCUCUGUCCAACAGAACUGGAGGAUAAGAAGUCAAAGAAGGUGCAUUUUCACAAUCUGCUCGGUCACAAGCACACACUUCUCAGGAGCAGGUCCCACCACAGAAAAGGUGCCAGAGUUUGUGCUGAUGCUGUGCCACCCCGAAUUGUGCACCAUCCCUCUGAUUUGGUGGUGAAAUUGGGGAAACCUGCCACAUUCUCCUGCCGGGGUGAUGGCAAUCCAAAGCCUGUCAUUGAGUGGCUGCACAACGGCCAACCCUUGAAGAUUACAAAGGGAGAUGGCCAACUGCAGCCUUUGGUUUUGUCAGAUGACAGGCUCUUUUUCCUUAGCGUGGGCGGGAGUGGAUCUGGCCACUCACAUGAGGGUAUCUACACGUGUGUGGCCAGGAACAGUGCAGGGACAGCUAUCAGCCACAAUGCAUCCUUGCACAUUGCAGCAUUACAGGAUGUGUUUGCUGAGCAGCCAGGUGAUGUUGAAGUGGCAGAGGGGGAGGUAGCUAUAUUAAACUGUGCGCCACCAGUAGGACAUCCAGAACCUAACAUUGUGUGGAAAAAAGAUGGACUGCCAAUCAACUACACUGAUUUCCACUACACGGAGCUAAAUGGAAAGCUUAUCAUCGCUCCUGCAGAGAAGAACCACUCUGGUGCCUACGUGUGUGUGGCCAGCAACAUUAUGGGGGUGCGACAGAGCAGAGCAGCUCGUCUCACCGUGCUCUCAAGACCGAUUUUAGUCUUGAAGCCAGAAAAUGUCUCAGUGAGAAUGGGGGAGUCUGCCCAGUUUUACUGUCAGGCCAAAGGUGACCCUCCACCCGCAGUGGUCUGGAGCAGAGAACAUGGGCCACUGCCCAAUGGCAGAUAUCUCAUAAACCCAGAUCAGACGCUCCAGAUCCAUUAUGUGACAGCCCAAGAUGCUGGCAUGUACACCUGUACAGCAGUCAAUGACGUCGGUAUUGUCACUGCCGCUGCACAGCUAGAAGUUGAAGCAUCCAACACCAAACAAAAAAAUCUCCACAUAGAACUGUCUGCCCUGCGACUGGCUCUAGAAAACGUCACAAUCAUAGCCCCAGGAUCCAACAUGUCUCAAGUACAGUGGAAGCUCCAGUACCUGCCCAUCCAGCCUCAUUACCUAGAUGGCUUUGAAGUUCUCUAUCGUUCCCUGUUUCCUACCAAUUCAGACUGGAUUGCAAAAAAGGUGACAGUGCCAAGCUUUCAAACGCAUGUUGGCCCAUUACGGAGAGGAUAUAAGUAUGAGUUUAAGGUUCGUCCCUAUGGUGGAAGUUUGUACGGCCGGGAAAGUAACACACAGCUACUCAGAGUCCCAGAGACGGCAGUGCCUGGUGCGGCUCCACUGGCUGUGUCCAUAACAGUUAACCAUGAUCAUAAUAACUCCAUUCACCUGAACUGGGAGCCUCCGCCAUCUGAUAGUCACAAUGGAAUUAUACAAGGUUACCAGGUUUGGUGUGUAGAGUCAUAUGGGCAGCAUUACCAGAACUGGACUGUUGAUAGCAGCCAGCACUGGCUUGAUAUUUUUGCCCUGCAACCGGGAAAUCGCUACUGGCUUACUCUCGCGGCAGUGAAUGGUGCCGGAGUAGGGGUGCCAAGUGACCCUCACGGAUUUGUCAUUAACCCGCAGAUAAGAUUAACAUCUGAGCCAGAAAACCACAGACCGGAUCAGUCUUCCUUGCUUUUGCUGCUCCAGGACCCUGUAUUGAUUGGCAGCAUUGGCGCCCUCCUGUGGUUUUUUUUUAUGGUUGCAGCCGUCUGCCUCCUAAGGCGCCAUAGCAAAAUGGGACGUAAUCGGGCUAAAGGUUUGCGUAGACAAGUCAGUGAAGAUAUAUUCAUUAAUCACAGGAUGACAACUCCAGACUUUCCUUGGAUCUCUGGGAAUUGGAGACCUGCUUAUAAUGAAAAGUACCACGACUUGUGGGCCCAAGGUCACAAACCUUCAGGGGUGAGGAACACAAUUGCAACCAAGAAAGACCUGAGCGGCAUGGACUCAGCUGAUCCAAUAGUGAGUGACAGCUGCAGUGUCUAUGGUACCUUUAAUGUUGACCUCCUGGGAAAUGGGCUGAAGACCUUCAACAGUCCCAAGCGUUACCCCAAAAUGCCUCACGGUGUGCCGCAACAGCAAGGACUUGAGACCAUUCAAAUAUUCACUCAGCCUAAGACCUCGCCUGUCACUAGCAGGGAGAUGUUGCCGUGGAAACAGUGCAUACGGCCUCAGCCCAAAAUGGGUGUUUUGAGAGAGUCAAGGGAGAAGAAUCACAUCAAACAAGAAGUGCAUGCCGUGAAUAGUGUCCCCAUAUUACAAAUCAGGAACCAGACUGCUCCAUAUUUCAACAAACAGCGUUUCAGUCACAUCCCCGCAGAGCUUAACCAGUUUGCUGACUGUCCUCGACCGCUUCAUAAUUCAGCAUCACUACAUUUAAUUGAUGUGCGGCAACCACCACAACUGUUUCAUUUGGAGGGAGCUACAGACAUGCACAGUGAGAGCUCAGAUGAAGGAUCCAGUCGCUCUACAAAGCUAACAAUGGAUCUGGGCUCGCUCCAGUCAGUGGUUGAUAACUCAGGCGACUAUCUACAGCCAGAGUCCAACAUCAGCAAUACAAACUACCCAUUCUACAGCCCCAUAUCUACUGCAUUGUCCAGUAAAUCUUUGGGCGAAGAACAGGAUGGCACACUGACUGCACAAGAAGCCAUUCAAUAUCUGGAGCUUAAUCACAAAGUGGAGAAAUCCAGCAUUGUUUAUAACAGUGAGCUCAUCUCAUCUGCUCACACGGCCCCUGAUGUUACCGCUGAGACCCCACAGAUUGGAUUGUGCCGUGCUCACCUUCAGAGUUCUCCUUCCUCCUGUUACAGUGAGUGGGACAGCUCUAUGUGGAACAUCUGGAGCUCCAUCUCGGAUGGAAACUUUGCAAGUGCCCGCACAAGCCUUAUCAGCUCAGUGGACAGCUGCUACACUAAUGCCAGUUCCAACUUUGCCCACUUUCUGGCGGCGGAGUCGGUCUCUGGAGCUUCUUUGUCAGACUUUUCCCCACCAGCCUCCCCCCUCAGCGCCCUGUAUCCAUCAUUUUGUGCCAAGGGCAACCCAUUCAAAGAGAUGGAAACUGUUCCUGCGUGGGACUGGAGCGUGAACUGGAUAGAGGAAAUGGAGGUUCAGUAUAAAGCCCAGUUUUCUGGCAGAAAUAAUAAACCUUUUAAUGGUUAGGGAAUUCUUCUCCCAGGUUUUGUCAUGACUACAGCACACAGGUGAGCCAUUCCACCAAAACAGGACUACAUUGUCAAAAUGAGACAUGAUAUGAUGCUUUUCAUCUGGUAAAGUUAGUUUUUGAUAGCAAUUUUUGCUAUAUUUUACAUUUAGCGGAGGCAAACCUGAACUCUUACAUAAGUGUCAUACUCUCUGAGCCAAAAUUGCACGUGCAUUCUAACGACAUCAUAUUUGUUUAUCCACAGUAAAGGGGUCUAUCAUAAUCAGAGGUAAAUGAACAGAGGUUGGUAGAGUAGCCAAAAAAUUAUGCUCAAGUAAGAGUACACUGUAAAAAAAAAAAAGACACCCUAUAGAAUUUACUCAAUAAAAUUGAGCGAACAAUUUACACUCAGUUUGAUAGUUUUUCCCAAUUUAGUUUGCUUACCCAAUUUUACGCAAUAAAUAUUACCUAAAUGCGUCAACAAUAAUAUACUCAAAUAAUUUUGGUAAAGUUUACUUAACCUUUUGACACAGAUUAUAUCACUUAAUACCUAUUAAAAUUGAGUAUUAUUUACUCAUAGUUGUAGUGUAUUGUAUGGUAUAUUUUACUGAUUUUUUUUUUUUAAAUAUUAAUUAAAAAAUCAAUUUAAUUAUUACUAUUAAUUAUUACUAAUAGGUUUGUUUUACGCUGUAGUCAUUGUACACCAGAGAAACAUUUGAUUGAUAACUGUUUUUUAUUGACAGUUUGAUCUUGAAACAUUCAACUUAUUGUCUGCUCAACAUAAAUUGCAUGCAAACAUUUUUUCCUCAUUGUAUGAGUUUAAGUACAGUUUUAACUGAACAGUGAACAACACGAGAGAAUCAAAAUUCUUUCAGUUUGAGAUACAAAUAAGGCAAAAAUGCUGUACCAUAGAUGUUUGAACCCCACAUGAGUGUUAUGUUGUAGCAUGUCAAACUACAGUGCAAAAUGCUUUCAAGAAAUUAGUGUACAAAUAAAUAUAAGGAAUAAAUGUACGGAAAAGACUUCUUAGAGCAAGGGUCACCAACUCCAGUCCUCGAGGGCACCUAUCCAGUCUGUUUUUAACGUCUCCCUCCUCCAAAACACCUGAAUCAAAUAAUCAGGAUAAUUAUCAGACUAUUCGAUAGGUUGUUGAUGAGUUUUUCCUUAAUACAUAUUGAUUAAUCCGAGUUGUGGUGACAUGUGCUGCCAUUUAGACAUGGCUCAGCGUCACUCAAUUAUACUGAAGUGCGAAACAUUAGACAAUACUGUACGCCGUAACUGAAAAGUUAUUCAGAAAAUAAGGUCAAUGUUUCAAAUUAAGCCACAUUAUUACCAGCAACUCAUGUUGCUAUGCUCUGAAAACAGCUAGCGUUUAGCUAGCUAACAGGCAUGAAUGUCCAAAGCUACGGAUAAAAUAUAAAAAUAUUUUUACUACAGGGGCUUCUUAAUUUAACACGCAGCAUACCAGGCUCGUUCAUGUUUUUGCAUUGUCAAUUAAAAAAAAAAAAAAAAGUAAGUUUACACUUACCUGUUACUCUACGAUGCCAUCCAAGUUAGUGUCUCGCAUCUAUACAAACUAUUAUUAUACUAUACUAUAACCUAUUUCGUGACCACAUUAGACAAAAAAAAAAAAAAAUAGACCGUAAAUAAUCGAAUGCCAACUAAAAAAAUCUACAGAAAUGAAACAUCACCCGUCUAAAGCACAUGAGUGCCCUCUAGAGGAGAAAACAUUUCCUACUAUGAAGUUACUCUUCUUAUCUCCGGUUUGCUGUGGUCUAUCGGCAAGUAAAAACUGGGAGAGAGGUUGAAAUCCAUGCUUUCGAGUAAUGUUGAUUGAAGUAAUAUGUGUCAUGUACCGUCAUUUUUGGACAAUAUGCCGCUUUUUCCCUCCACUUAACCCUGCGGUUUACAAUCCAGUGCAUUUUAUAUAUGGAUUUUGCAGGCAGAUAAGGUGUACGUCUUCAGUCUGGUUGCUAAAAGUAUGUACAGUGGGGCAAAUAAGUAU
Corythoichthys intestinalis (scribbled pipefish) is the source of this 5424-nucleotide messenger RNA. RefSeq names its product roundabout, axon guidance receptor, homolog 4 (Drosophila) (gene robo4). The record is from RefSeq and is a predicted model, not a curated record. The transcript has 19 exons. Gene Ontology annotation, molecular function: protein binding. Gene Ontology annotation, biological process: cell-cell adhesion. Lineage: Eukaryota; Metazoa; Chordata; Actinopteri; Syngnathiformes; Syngnathidae. The coding region runs from base 155 to 3439 and encodes 1094 amino acids.